This is a messenger RNA of Malus domestica (apple), 1284 nucleotides long. RefSeq names its product vesicle-associated protein 2-1. Gene Ontology annotation, biological process: endoplasmic reticulum membrane organization. Gene Ontology annotation, cellular component: endoplasmic reticulum membrane; plasma membrane. The record is from RefSeq and is a predicted model, not a curated record. Lineage: Eukaryota; Viridiplantae; Streptophyta; Magnoliopsida; Rosales; Rosaceae.
CGAAAGCCUUCCCCAGUUCCCCUUCCUCUCCUCAGCGUCAGCGUCGUGUCUCACUUUUGAAGCGGGCGUCACCACUCCCUUCCUGUUGACACGUGGCCUUCUCAUCAUUCUCUCUCUCUCUCUCUCUCCCCGCUCCUUCGAAGCUCCGCCGUUUCCAUCGGAGCCUCCCCCCCCUUCUCUCUCUUCCUCUCUCUCUCUCUAAAAUCUAAUUAGGAGGUGAGUUUGGUUUUGGUGUUGAAGAUCGCUCGGACCGAACCCGAUCUUGGUGGCUGAAUCUCCGAAGCUGAGGUCGAAUUUGCCGUUGGACCGAGCAAUCCGUACCUCAUCCUGCCAUAUCUAGGGUUUAUUCUGGUAAUUUGAACGGCAGGGUUUGAGAUUGUUUGGUGAAAUUUCGGAAGAAAAAGAAAGAAGGAAAAUUGUUUGCAUCUUUGGUGGUGUUCCAUCAUGAGUGCCGGUGGUGGUAAUCAGUUGAUUUCCGUUCAUCCUGAUGAGCUCAAAUUCCUAUUUGAGCUGGAAAAGCAAAGCUUUUGUGAUCUAAAAGUUGUCAAUCACACAGAACACCAUGUUGCUUUUAAGGUUAAAACCACUUCACCGAAGAAGUACUUUGUACGGCCCAACACUGGUAUUAUACAGCCUUGGGAUUCAUAUGUAAUCAGAGUCACCCUCCAAGCCCAACGAGAAUAUCCUCCAGAUAUGCAGUGCAAAGAUAAAUUUCUUCUGCUGAGUACAACAGUGCCUCCAAAUACUGAUGUUGAUGACCUUCCACAAGAUACUUUCACUAAGGAAACUGGAAGGGUUUUAGAGGAGUGCAAGCUUAGAGUUGUGUAUAUCACUCCUGCUCAAGGAAACUCAGAAGAUGAAGCUAUGCAGAGCUCCAUGCGUAGUCUUGAUACUAAUUCUAAUCAAGCUUUCCAGCGCCUGAAGGAAGAAAGAGAUGCAGCUGUUAGACAAACACAGCAACUUCAACAGGAAUUGGAUAUGCUGAAGAAGCGAAGAUUUCGGAAGGGUGACCCAGGCUUCUCCUUCACCUUUGCAAUUUUAGUGGGACUGAUUGGACUCAUGGUUGGCUUCCUCUUGAACCUUUCGUUGUCUUCACCAUCUACAGAAUGACUUAACGUUUAUUCAGGAUAUCAGGAAAUAUUUUCUUGACAAAUUCAUUGUAUACUUUCUUUGUGUUUCGUUUGCUGGAAAGUUUGCUUUACUUCCGUUUUUGUAUAUUGAUGAUGAUUGUUGCAAAUUUGCAUCGCGAUUAGUUGAUUUAUUGAAUAUGUUUCUGUUUCACCA